CUGAGCUUCCGGGGUCUGCAGCUGGAGAGGAGAAAGAGCAGGAUCAGCUGAACCUCAGAAGUCCAGACAUGGAGAAACAUCAGCACUUUGUCAAGAGUUUUACUAAACAGAGUGAUCUCCAAAAACACCAGCGCAUUCACACAGGAGAGAAACCGCAUCACUGCUCAGACUGUGGGAAGAGUUUUAAUCAGCCGAGUGAUCUCAAACGACACCAGCGCAUUCACACAGGAGAGAAACCGUAUCACUGCUCAGAUUGCGGGGGGAUUUUUAAUCAGCAGAGUGAUCUCAAACGACACCAGCGCAUUCACACAGGAGAGAAACCGUAUCACUGCUCAGAUUGUGGGAAGAGUUUUAAUCAGCAGAGUGAUCUCAAACGACACCAGGACGUUCACACAGGAGAGAAACCGUAUCACUGCUCAGACUGUGGGAAGAGUUUUAUUCGACAGAGUAAUCUCAAACUACACCAGCGCAUUCACACAGGAGAGAAACCGUAUCACUGCUCAGACUGCGGGAACAGUUUUACUGCACAGAGUACUUUUAAAAAACACCAGCGCAUUCAUACAGGAGAGAAACCGUAUCACUGCUCCGACUGUGGGAGGAGUUUUAGUCGACAAAAUACUCUCAAACUGCAUCAGCGUAUUCACACAGGAGUGAAACCCUAUUACUGCUCAGAGUGUGAGAAGUGUUUUACUACACAGAGUCAUCUCAAAAAACAUCAGCGCAUUCACACAGGAGAGAAACCGUAUCACUGCUCAGACUGUGGGAGGAGUUUUACUGAACAGAGUAAUCUCAAAAAACACCAGCGCAUUCACACAGGAGAGAAACCGUAUUACUGCUCAGACUGUGGGAAGAGUUUCACUCAACAGAGUAAUCUUAAAACACACCAGCGCAUUCACACUGAAGUGAAACUAUAUUACUGCUCAGAGUGUGAGAAGUGUUUUACUCUACAAAGUGAUCUCAAAAAACACCAGGGAAUUCACACAAGAUAGAAACCGUUACACUGCUCAGAGUUUUUCUGUACAGAGUACUCUCAAACUGUAGUGCAAAAUAAAAUAACUUUAAAUAUGAUGACACUAAACUGCUACCUGUUUUUAAAAUACUGUACAUAUUCAAGGAAGAAGCAUAUAAGGCAUAUUUACUGAUAAACCGACAAAUAUUCUUGCUUUGCCUCUUCCCGUAGCUUUCCUAUUGGUUGUUGACGUUGUUUUUGUCACUAUUUGCAUGAGCCAAGUCUCAAGACAUAAGAUAAAAUUAAACACGGUUAAUUUUUUCUCAACCCAGGACGAUAAAAAGACUGACUUAAGCCUUAAAUCCUAACCACCUUACACUGAACAAUCAUUGCCUAUGAUGAGAAGGUUUUGAAUGCAUUUAAUCUCUUUUCUAGAAUACGCAUAUUCAAUUACACUGCUCAAGUACACAUCCUGAAAAUCUUUAUUUAUAACAAAAAAAAACAAACAUAAAAACUAUAAGUGUAAAUCAAAAUUUAUUAUCCAUGGACUGGCAAUAUAAAGACAAUUGUGGCUGUUUUGCCACUAAAAAUUACUGUACUGAAAGGGCAUAGGGUCAUUACAAACAAAAAUUUAAAGCUCACUUUGUAAUGAGGCUUAAAUUAUUGUUAAUUAUCAGAUGUGUUUGUGUGUUCUGUUUGUAGUAAUUCUCUUGUAAUAGUUUCUCUUGGGUGUUAAAUGUGUUUUGAGGGGUGGGGGGCAAGUGUUGUGUGUAUUAGUGUUUAGAAAUAUUACAAAUAAAAUUGGUUUAAUCUGUGUUA
This is a messenger RNA of Astyanax mexicanus (Mexican tetra), 1768 nucleotides long. RefSeq names its product zinc finger protein 271-like. Gene Ontology annotation, biological process: central nervous system development; regulation of transcription by RNA polymerase II. Gene Ontology annotation, molecular function: DNA-binding transcription factor activity, RNA polymerase II-specific; RNA polymerase II cis-regulatory region sequence-specific DNA binding. The transcript is spliced from 2 exons. Bases 69 to 989 code for a protein of 306 amino acids. Lineage: Eukaryota; Metazoa; Chordata; Actinopteri; Characiformes; Acestrorhamphidae. Gene Ontology annotation, cellular component: nucleus. The record is from RefSeq and is a predicted model, not a curated record.